Trypanosoma conorhini is the source of this 1023-nucleotide messenger RNA. RefSeq names its product DnaJ chaperone protein. Lineage: Eukaryota; Euglenozoa; Kinetoplastea; Trypanosomatida; Trypanosomatidae. The record is from RefSeq and is a predicted model, not a curated record. The coding region runs from base 1 to 1023 and encodes 340 amino acids. The transcript has a single exon.
AUGCGUUGCGGGAGUUGCGGCGGCGGGGGUCUUCGCGGCGCGCUGCGGUGCACGCGACCGUCACUGCCGCAGCGGUGGUGGUGUUUGACUCCGCGUGGCACGUUGCACAUGGCUGUGCGGUUUGUGGGGAACUCGGGCGUGCCGGUUGCAAAUUGCUACAAGCGCCUCGGCGUCGACUGUGCGGCGACGACGGAGGAGAUGAAGGCCGCGUACCGGCGCCGCGCACUCGAGUGCCACCCGGACGUCGUGAACGACGAGCAAAAGGCACGGGCGGAAGUGGAGUUUCGUGCCGUUUCCGAGGCCUACGACGUCCUGAUGGACCCGCAGAGGCGUGCGGAGCAUGACGAGGCUCUUGGGCUCCAUCGCGUGGCCGCACGCAGAACUGCGUCACCGGUGCGGGAUACGCCCGCUGCACCAUCGUCGGCUUCCUCUAAAGUUUCUUCGACGCGUCGCCGAAAGCCGUUCGUGCGGGGCGAUGCCGAUCGCAAGUUUCGUGAGGCGUUUCAUGGCAUGUCUAUUGAUCAGGUCAUAUUUCAGGAGCGCUUGCGGCAGCGGCAGGAAAAACAAAAUCCGCAUGGAGCGACGACAUCCCCGUCUUCUCACGAGGAGUCGCUGCGGCGUGUGAUGGUAGACGCCGCGGAGCGAUUUUCUGAAAAGGUGCGUCGGCAGUAUGGGCCCAGUCUGCUGCGUUACGUGCGAGUGCAGACGGAGUUGCCUGGCGGCCCGCAGCCGCCGCCCUCGGACUACAUGCCAUUUCGCCCGUUUCAUGGCCGCUCUGUGCCAGAGGGCGUCCGCGCAGUGCCGGAGCCGCGGAUGGGCCCUACGUCCCACGUCAAUGACGAGCGCGUGGAAUUCGACGGGCCUGCGACCCUCACGCGAAGGGAGCUACCGAAGCAUUUUCCAGCUGUAAGGGGACUAGACGGCUCUCUGAUGGGUCGGGGCGAGGCCCUGCGGCACCUCGAGAGAGAAAGAAAUGCGCCGUAUAAUAUGGGAAAACUGUACUCGUAUCACAGACCCUACUGA